AUGUUCCCCAGCCCCGCGCUCACGCCCACGCCCUUCUCGGUCAAAGACAUCCUGAACCUGGAGCAGCAGCAGCGCAGCCUGGCCGCCGGGGAGCUCUCGGCGCGCCUCGAGGCCACCCUGGCGCCCGCCUCCUGCAUGCUGGCCGCCUUCAAGCCCGAGGCCUACGCGGGGCCCGAGCCCGCCGCGCCCGGCCUCCCGGAGCUGCGCGCCGAGCUGGGCGCCGCGCCCUCGCCGGCCAAGUGCGCGCCCGCCUUCCCCGCCGUCCCCGCCUUCUACCCGCGCGCCUACGGAGACCCCGACCCGGCCAAGGACCCGCGAGGCGAUCAGAAAGAGCUGUGCGCGCUGCAGAAGGCGGCGGAGCUGGAGCGGCCGGCGGCGGACGGGCCGGAGCGCGAGCGGCCGCGCGCGCGGCGGCGGCGGAAGCCCCGCGUGCUCUUCUCGCAGGCGCAGGUGUACGAGCUGGAGCGGCGCUUCAAGCAGCAGCGCUACCUGUCGGCGCCCGAGCGCGACCAGCUGGCCGGCGCGCUGAAGCUCACGUCCACGCAGGUCAAGAUCUGGUUCCAGAACCGGCGCUACAAGUGCAAGCGGCAGCGGCAGGACCAGACUCUGGAGCUGGUGGGGCUGCCGCCGCCGCCGCCGCCGCCCGCGCGCAGGAUCGCGGUGCCCGUGCUGGUGCGCGACGGCAAGCCCUGCCUCGGGGACUCGGCGCCCUACGCGCCGGCCUACGGCGUGGGGCUCAACGCCUACGGCUACAACGCCUACCCGGCCUACCCGGGCUACGGCGGCGCGGCCUGCGGCCCCGGCUACAGCUGCGCCGCCGCCUACCCGGCCGCCGCCGCCGCCGCCCCGGGCCCCGCGCAGCCCGCCGGGGCCGCCGCCGCCGGCAACGGCUUCGUGAACUUCGGCGUCGGGGACUUGAACGCGGUGCAGAGCCCCGGCCUGGCGCAGGGCAACGCGGGGGUGUCCGCGCUGCACGGCAUCCGGGCCUGGUAG
This is a messenger RNA of Suncus etruscus (white-toothed pygmy shrew), 993 nucleotides long. RefSeq names its product NK2 homeobox 5 (gene NKX2-5). The coding region runs from base 1 to 993 and encodes 330 amino acids. The transcript has 2 exons. The record is from RefSeq and is a predicted model, not a curated record. Gene Ontology annotation, molecular function: RNA polymerase II cis-regulatory region sequence-specific DNA binding; DNA-binding transcription factor activity, RNA polymerase II-specific. Gene Ontology annotation, biological process: regulation of transcription by RNA polymerase II; cell differentiation. Lineage: Eukaryota; Metazoa; Chordata; Mammalia; Eulipotyphla; Soricidae. Gene Ontology annotation, cellular component: nucleus.